Molecule: messenger RNA, 630 nt
Organism: Opisthorchis viverrini
Lineage: Eukaryota; Metazoa; Platyhelminthes; Trematoda; Opisthorchiida; Opisthorchiidae
Exons: 4
Coding region: 1-630 (209 amino acids)
Source: RefSeq, a predicted model, not a curated record
AUGGAAGAGACCCAGAAAGCCAGCAGUGCCCGAAGAUUAUUUCAGUUGGUCCGCGCGACCAGGCCCCGGGAACCACAAGUGAGCGAAACCAACCAUCCAACUGCUGGGACAAAUAAUUUCGUGACCACCCGUUGCCACUCAUCUGGAACCUGCAGCUUAAGCAGAGCUCCUAACGAUGGCUCCGUUCGUUUUGCACCGUGUUUUGCCAGCAGCAACUGCGCGUCACCCGGCGCUGACACCCUCAGACAGCUCGAAAUCAGUCUUCAAGCCUCGACGCCCAGUCUGUCUGGCUGCUCGCACAGUGAAGAAAACAAAUCAACAAGCUGCUCUUGCUCACACUGGGCUCGCUUGACAUUGAUGAGUGCUGUGUAUCAGAAACAAGAGUUCAAGAUGCAAGCACAUUGUGUAUGUCCGGCAAUCCAUAGGCCGCUACGGCAGGAUAUGCAGGGAUUGCGAAAAGACCCUUGUUUGGAUGUUGGUCCAUUCACCGAACUUGGCAAUCCGACUGCCAAACUCGGCGGACAAACCAACCCAAGAAGCGCACCGAGCUGCCUACAUUCCGCAACAUUGCCAGAUCCUUGCUUGACUAGAUACCCGAUGAUAGUCGCCUCUGCGCGGUACGUCUGGUGA